Pungitius pungitius (ninespine stickleback) is the source of this 3477-nucleotide messenger RNA. RefSeq names its product Ral GEF with PH domain and SH3 binding motif 2 (gene ralgps2). The coding region runs from base 284 to 2116 and encodes 610 amino acids. Gene Ontology annotation, molecular function: guanyl-nucleotide exchange factor activity. The record is from RefSeq and is a predicted model, not a curated record. Gene Ontology annotation, biological process: positive regulation of GTPase activity; Ras protein signal transduction. Gene Ontology annotation, cellular component: plasma membrane. The transcript is spliced from 21 exons. NCBI's taxonomy places the organism in Eukaryota, Metazoa, Chordata, Actinopteri, Perciformes, Gasterosteidae.
CCCCUCUACGCUCAUUGAAAACAGAACACAGCUGUUGAGGCGCAUCGUUCCGAACGUUAGCAUUAAAAAGCUGUUAGCCGUGUCCCGGAUGUGCCCGCUGGAAUAUCAGAAGAAGAAUAAGCAGCAGCCUGAGAGCAGCAGGUCCAGACUCCAGAACCAGAGCCCCCCCCCCAACACCAUGAGCAUCUGACACACACACACACACACCUGUCUGAUGGAGGCCGUUGUCUUUACUCUCUUCUGAGCCACAACCCUCCAUUUAUAAGUGUGUGUGCGUGCGUGCAUGUGCGUGUGCGUAGAGGGCCGGGAGGGCUUUUCUGAGGACGAUGAUCGCUCUCGUGCUGUAGAGCUAGAUGCUGAGGGAAUGAUGGACCUCCCCGAUGGCCACUCAGGCAUCACCUCCACCGCUGCCCCGGUGUCUGAGAAGAGCAGCAGCUCAGAGUCUCUCAGCGAUAAAGGCUCCUCGGACCUGAAGAAGAGUUUUGACGCCGUGGUGUUCGACGUGCUGAAGGUCACGCCAGAGGAAUACGCGGGACAGAUCACGCUCAUGGACUCCCCCGUGUUCAAAGCCAUCCAGCCAGAGGAGCUGUCGAGCUGUGGCUGGAACAAGAAGGAGAAGCACAGCUCUUCUCCCAACGUGGUGGCUUUCACUCGCAGGUUCAACCAGACGAGCUUCUGGGUGGUUCGGGAGAUCCUCCAUGCUCAGACACUGAAGAUCCGAGCGGAGGUUCUGAGUGUGUACAUCCGCACCGCCAAGAAACUGUGCGACAUGAACAACCUCCACGCCGUCAUGGCCGUGGUGUCGGCGCUGCAAAGCGCCCCCAUCUUCAGGCUGAGCAAGACUUGGGCGCUGCUGAGUCGUAAGGACAAGGCCACCUUUGACCGCCUCGACUACCUAAUGUCCAAAGAAGACAACUACAAGCGUCUGAGGGACUUCAUCAGCAGCCAGAGCAUGGUGUCCUGUAUCCCGUACCUAGGAAUGUACCUGUCUGACCUGACCUACAUAGACUCCGCCUACCCGUCCACGGGCAGCAUCCUGGAGAACGAGCAGAGGUCCAACCUGAUGAACAACAUCCUGCGGAUCAUAUCGGACCUGCAGAGAUCCUGCACCUACGAUGUUUCGGUGUUGCCUCACGUUCAGAAGUAUCUCAACUCAGUGCGGUACAUCGAGGAGCUGCAGAAGUUUGUGGAGGACGACAAUUACAAGUUGUCCCAGAAGAUCGAGCCUGGCAGCAGCACCCCGCGAGUGAACCCCCCCAGAGAGGACCUACCGGGCCAGGAAGCGUCUCCUCUCUGCGUCCGUAAACAUCCGAUAGCGGGCGAAGGAACCAAAGUCCCGGCCACGCCGCCGUCCCCCAGGAACCUGCUGCCCUCCGGACACAGGAAGUGCCACAGCCUGGGCUACAACUUCAUCCACAAGAUGAACACGGUGGAGUUUAAAAGCGCCACGUUCCCCAACGCCGGCUCUCGCCACCUGCUGGACGACAGCGUGAUGGAGAGCCACAGUGCCGGGGGGGGGCGAGAAAGCUCCACGUUGUCCAGCGGCAUCUCGCUCGGGAGCAGCGAGGGCUCCGAGCUCAGCGAGGAGGUGUCGUGGCCGGCGUUUGAGAGGACUCGGUUCUAUCACUCUCUGGGCCCAGUGACCCGCGUGGCCCGCAUCCCCUACAGAGGAGUCCUGAGGCCCAGCAGCUCGGCGGAGUCAGAGGAGCUGGCGGUCCACUUGUACCCCGGAGCGGUCACGAUGCAGGGGGUCCUGAGGAGGAAGACUGUGCUGAAGGAGGGCAAGAAACCCACCGUGGCGUCGUGGACCAAGUACUGGGUGGCCUUGUGUGAGACUCGGCUCUACUACUAUGCUGCCAAGUCCCUGAAGGCCUCCGACAGGAAGCACUUCAAGUCGACGUGCAGCAAGUGUGUGUGUGUGGUGGGUUUGAUGGUCAUGAUGGCCGACGACCCCGAGCACCCAGACGUCUUCUUACUGACGGACUCCGAGCAGGGUAACACCUACAAGUACCAAGCAGGGAACCGAAUGAACGCUUUGCUUUGGUUCAAACACCUGAGUGCUGCCUGCCAGAGCAACACACACCAGGUUCCAGCCAAUCUGAUGUCAUUUGAGUGAUGAUGAAGAUGAAGAGCAGUACUGAAUGAAUAUUGGGAGCUUUCACUGCCAUGAGCCCCCCUGACCCCCCCCUCCCUCUCCACUGAAUCUUCACCUGUGCGUGUGUGUGUGUGUGUGCGUGUGUGUGUGCGUGUGUGUGUGUGUGUCACAAAGGUACAAUCAUCAGUUUAAGUUAAGACGAGUUCAUUCUUUUUUCCAGUGUUUAUUUGCACACACACACUCACACACACACUGUACACAUGCACACACACACACACACACACACACACACACUCACUGUACACAUGCACACACACACACUCACAUGCACACACACACUGUACACACACACACACCCCAGAAGACUUUAAGCUGUGAAAGGACUUUUCUCGUCUAUCAGACUAUUUUUUGUGGUUUGUGUUGGUAGUUGUUUGGAGGGGGGUCCAUCUCCCAGUAUUACCAUGACACACACACACUGUGUGUAUAUAUAUAUGUGUGUGUGUGUGUGUGUGUGUGUGUAGUUUCACGGAUCCUAAAUAUUAAAGGUGAUCCGGUCAAUGGAGACGACACUGAUUCCAUUAAUAUUCAUCAUUUAAAAAAAAAUGAAACAACUGUUUCCAUCCUGUUUACAGUUUUACCCCCAUGUUGUGUAGAAAGCUUCUUUACCCCCCCCCCCCCCCAUCAAUGUGCACCUCAACGCUUCACGCUUUUUGACACUUCAGACGUUCAGAUGUCUGACUGAAGGAAGCAGAGGAACAUGUGCACAAAGUAAAGUCCACACUGAAGACGAGGAGCUCACCACGCUGGAGCUGAAGGAGGAUCAGGGUCUGUGGGGGGGGGUCAAAAUCCCUUUAGCUGCUUCUUGGUGCUGUUUAUCCAUAGAAUCAGUCUCCGUGGAGGCAGGUGUUUGAUGAACAGAUGAAUGAGUUGAUGGAUCAAUCAGACUUCUUUGGUUCAGUGUUUGGUGAAAAUAAUGGAACCAGGUCAUUUUUGGGAUGCUGCGUGUUUUUAUUUUUUUCAGGUUGACGUCAUUUUUGGGAUUAAGGCAGAAAGUGUUUUCAGUUACAAGGAAACUUGAUGCCUAAAUCUCUUGUUUUUGUGUUAUUUCCUUUAACAAACCUUGAUCUACUUUUAUUCCCCGUGUGAAAUGAACCAGUUUGUGAAUUCUGUCUUUUUAAAGGUCACAAAUAGUUUAACCCUUUAAGAGGUUAAGAGUUUCAGCCUGUUGGAUUGUUGUGAAAACGAGGGAGAUGUGUGCAUGACCUUUGACCCUGUGUGUGUGUGUGUGUGUGUGGCGCUGUGACCUCUCAGCUGAGUGAUGCGCUGCCUUGUUGACGGACUGAGAACCAAUAAACACUCUAAAGCCUUUUUUUACAACCCAA